AUGGAGAUCAGUCAGAAGAAGCAGACAUCUGUGCUGAGGUAUUUGGUUAUGAAGCCAAGUAGCAGAGAAACAUAUCUGAAAGAGAUAAAGACGGGAAGGAGACAUGGUCAGUGGCAGGAAGGAGUGUGGGUCAAUACUUGUUUUGGUCGCAUUUGGGAAACACAGCAACAUGCACAUCUGCUGAUGACAGCUAACACUGAGGAGGUCAUUGCAGAUAGGAGAGGGGAUAAUGUAAAAGUAACAGAGAAAUAUGGUCCAGUAGUAUACACAGCAUAUUUAAAAUUGGAGCACAGUGACGAGAAUAUUAAAUUCUGGAUGGCAUGUGAAACCUACAAAAAGAUUGCCUCACGGAGGGGCAGGAUUUCCAGGGCAAAGAAGCUUUACAGCAUCUACAUCCAACCACAGUCCCCUAAAGAGAUUAACAUCGACAGUUCAACAAGAGACGCUAUCAUCAGAAACAUUCAAGAACCCACUCAAACGUGCUUUGAAGAGGCUCAAAAGAUUGUGUAUAUGCAUAUGGAAAUGGAUUCUUAUCCCAGAUUCUUAAAGUCUGAAAUGUACCAAAACCUUCUAAAAACGGUUCAAUCUCAAAGCUCUUGA
This is a messenger RNA of Arvicola amphibius (Eurasian water vole), 600 nucleotides long. It is a transcript of the gene Rgs13, whose product is annotated as regulator of G protein signaling 13. Bases 1 to 600 code for a protein of 199 amino acids. Lineage: Eukaryota; Metazoa; Chordata; Mammalia; Rodentia; Cricetidae. The transcript is spliced from 4 exons. The record is from RefSeq and is a predicted model, not a curated record.